This is a messenger RNA of Fukomys damarensis (Damara mole-rat), 5381 nucleotides long. It is a transcript of the gene Ndufaf7, whose product is annotated as NADH:ubiquinone oxidoreductase complex assembly factor 7. Gene Ontology annotation, cellular component: mitochondrion. Bases 62 to 1405 code for a protein of 447 amino acids. Gene Ontology annotation, biological process: mitochondrial respiratory chain complex I assembly. Gene Ontology annotation, molecular function: protein-arginine omega-N symmetric methyltransferase activity. The record is from RefSeq and is a predicted model, not a curated record. NCBI's taxonomy places the organism in Eukaryota, Metazoa, Chordata, Mammalia, Rodentia, Bathyergidae. The transcript is spliced from 12 exons.
ACCCGGAAGUGGUUGCAUUCACCUUGCCCGGGGCAGUGUUCAGCCACUGUCCCCGCUUGGUAUGGGUGUUCUGGUGCGUUCUGCUGCCCGGCAGCUGUGCUGCGCGGCUCGCGCGGUCAUUCCUUGUACUUGGAGAGGGAAAUACUUCAGCUCCGGGAACGAUGAGCCGCCAGAAAACAACCGGGUGACGCCUAUGCUGCGGCAUCUUAUGUAUAAAAUAAAGUCUACCGGCCCCAUCACUGUGGCCGAGUACAUGAAGGAGGUGUUGACCAACCCCGCCAAGGGAUAUUACGUGCACCGUGAUAUGCUGGGAGAAAAAGGAGAUUUCAUUACUUCACCUGAAAUAAGCCAGAUCUUUGGGGAGGUAACGUCCUAUCUGUUAGGGAUAUGGUUCAUUAGCGAGUGGAUGGCCGCUGGGAAAAAUGCAGCUUUCCAGCUGGUGGAACUGGGCCCGGGUCGGGGCACCCUCAUGGGAGACAUUUUGAGGGUGUUCAGUCAGCUUGGAUCUGUGCUAAAAAACUGUGAUGUUUCCGUACACCUUGUAGAGGUGAGCCAGGCCUUAAGUGAGCUCCAAGCAUUGACACUGACUGAAGCAAAGAUCCCAGUAGAGCAAAAUGCUGAAUCCCUAGUGUAUAUGAAAGGUGUUACUAAGUCUGGGUUCCCAAUAUCCUGGUACCGAGAUCUACAGGAUGUUCCAAAAGGAUGCAGCUUUUUUCUUGCACAUGAAUUUUUUGAUGUUCUUCCUGUGCAUAAGUUUCAGAAAACACCCCAAGGAUGGAGAGAAGUACUCAUUGAUAUUGAUCCACAAGUUUCUGAUAAACUGAGGUUUAUUUUGGCACCUUGUGUCACCCCGGCAGAAGCCUUGCUACAACAUGAUGAAACAAGGGAUCACGUUGAAGUGUGUCCUGAUGCCGGAGUUAUCAUUCAGGAACUUUGUGAACGCAUUGCACUCACCGGAGGUGCUGCACUGAUCGCAGAUUAUGGUCAUGAUGGGACAAAGACGGAUACCUUCAGGGGGUUUUAUGGCCACAAGCUUCAUGACGUCCUAAUUGCCCCCGGAACAGCAGACCUAACGGCUGAUGUGGACUUCAGUUAUUUGCGCAGGAUGGUACAAGGAAAAGUAGCUUCACUGGGCCCAAUAGAACAACAGACCUUUUUAAAAAAUAUGGGUAUUGAUGUCCGAUUGAAGGUUCUUUUUGAUAAAUCGGAUGAGCCAUCAGUGAGGCAGCAGUUACUUCAGGGGUAUGAUAUGUUAAUGCACCCUCAGAAGAUGGGAGAAAGAUUUAACUUCUUUGCCUUGCUACCUCACCAGAGACUUCAGGGUAGAAGCCAUCACAUCAAUACAUGCCAGUCACAGCCCUCUGCCUCUCCGGUGGCUGGGUUUAGUGAACUGGCUUGGCAGUGAUAUUUCAGCUUGGAGUUUUUGUCCUUCAGUUUGCCUAAGCAAUCAAAAUAAAGGGAACACAUUUCAUACAUUUAAGAUGUCAACCUACAAGGAGCGACAGUUAUGCAGCAAAAUAUUAGUCCUUAUGAAACUUACUGAAGUUAGUUCAUUGAUAAUUAAGGAUCUUCUUCCAUGUCAUCUGGAUUGGGAGCCAUAAUGAAGUGCUGUGGGUAUACCAGGUUAUGUGUGUAUGCAUGGAUUUCCCAGCGAGCAUCAUCACUUUCAUGUGUAAUGUAACGUUCCCCGAUGCGAGUUUCAAACUCUCUCAGGUCAAGCCAUGUCUGAUAGUCCUAGGAAAAAAAUGAAAUGAUUUUGAACUAUACAGUAAAACACUGGCAGCCUUUUUUUCUCACUUAGCACACUAGUCAUAAUUAAUAACCCCUACUUAUAAGUUUUUGCUACACAAGUUCUAACUGUAAUAUUUUAAGUUAGCCAUGCUGAAGGUAGUUUUUCAAAUCCAGGAUCUCUAACGAAUAUAAAUAGUUUAUGAAAUUAAGACAAAAAAAAAACAUUUUGUUCUGUAUUGUUGAGAACCCAAACCUUAGUUAAUGCUACCCUCUACCCCUCACUCCCUUUAAAAUAGUUGUAAGAUUUCUCUCCUUCCUCUGAAGCAUUGAGUUUUGUGUGUUGGCUUUUAAAAUUUAUUAGUACAUGUGUGCCAUACAUAAUGACUACUUUCGCUGUGCAUUUGGUACAUGUACAUGACACAUUUUAAUUCUUUUCAAUACCCCUCACUUUUUUACUUCUCUUUAUCUUGUGGUCCCCUUUCCAUUGCAAAGAUCUAACACCUUGUUUCCUCUUAUCUUUUACUUUGCUCUUUAUAGUCUGGAUUUCUCAUAUGAGAAAAACGAUACAGUUUUUAAGCUUAUGCAUCUGUUUUAUUUCAAUUAACAUUGUGUUUUCAAGGUGCAUCCACUUUGACAGAUCUAUGCAAUAACUUUUGGUAGAACCAUGCCAAACACAAUGUUAGACUGUAUAUGGGGGCAGGGGGAGGAAUUUUUUCAAUGCAAAAAUAAACCUUUCAGUGCACAUUUAAAAUAAAACAUAGUGGACAAAAUUGUAUGUCCUGUUAAUCUUACAAAAAAAAAAAGAAAUCAAUACAUAAAACCCUAAUGAAGACUAAGUCACUGCUUUCAAUUCAUGAGGGUAUUUAAUUGCCUAUCAAUGGUGAUUUGAAUGAUACACAACUUCUGGAGAUGCAGCCAUAUAAAUCAGUGAACUGCUUAUGUAAGGAUCAGCAGAAAUUUUUGUUACCUGUAGCCAAGGAUGGCUAAGAGAUUUGUCAACACUGUAACGUUUCCUCAUCUUCACUUGAAGCAGGUUGUUUAUCAAGUCAAUUGCUAAGGGAAAAUACAAAAUUAGAUACAUAAAUUCAGGUGUGUAAAGUACCCCAAACCUGUGGCUGUGCCCAGUAUCUGCUUAGGAGAAAUGAAGCAUUGAGGAAAUGCUGCCUUUCAAGUUUGUGGAUUUUCUACGUGUAAAGUGAUCCACACUUAAUGAAUUAAGGAUGCUUGUAAAAUUUCCAUUUUAUUAAGAAGGCUAUACAGAAUAUAGGUUCAGAAUACACAUUUUGAAGCCAUACUACCUGGACUAAUACAUACCAUAUCAUAUUUAUUAGUGGUGCAAUAUGGGACCAGUUACUAAACUAUGUUGUGCUUUGGUUUCCUUAUCUGCAAAAAUGGAAUUGUUGAGAAAAUCAACUUAACUGUGCAAAAGACUUAGAACAGUCCUUAGCAUCUAAGUGCUAAGUAUUAACUUAUUCUUUCAAGAUGAGUAAAACAGAUUGAUAGUGGGCUUAUUUAUUUCUUGCGAUGACACCAUGUUGCUCUCUAUUCCCAGCGUAGUCUAGAAGAGCAGCCAAAGCUAUUGCCUUGCAUCUACAGAUAUAGGUGCAAUGAAGUGAUAACUUAUUACCAAAAGUUCACACGCUACAGGUUUUAAUAGAUAGGUUCAAGAUGUUUUGGUGUAAAUGGUGAGAACUUGUCAUACAGUUUUAGUUACUUAUUUGGAGAAAUGGGUCAACUGCAAAACCAAGGCAACUGUAAAAGUACAUACUGACCACAGCCCUCAUAAUGAUAUAAAGCAGCAUGGAUAUGAAAGUGUAAGCCUGCGAUAGCAAACCUCUGAGAGACUGGCCAAACUGCAUCCCAAAACCCACUUGUUGCAAAGUACCAACAAUGCAAUUAAACCUGAAUACUGAGGAUUUCCUUUAGAAAGAAAACCAACUCAUACACUUGGCUUGAGUGCUGACAGUGAGGGCUGUUGUGUGCCUGCUGUGGCACAUGUGCCUUAGGACUGCCACCCCCGGCCUCGGCCCAGACAGGCCAAAUGAAAGUCAUACUGUACUAAUUCUAUUUCUCUAUUAUAUAUCAUCAAAUUAGCAAAGACCUUCUAUAAAUACAUUUAAAUUAUGAAUUUCUGUCCCAAAUACUACAAAGUAUCUGUUCUGUAAACUGUAGUUCACUAUUUGUAUCAUUUCAGGUAUUUAAAAUGUACAUUCCUGAGAUAUUCCAACUGGUUAAUCUAAAUCUGGGGGAUAUGCCGAACGGUUUUUCUUCUAAAGUGAUUCUCAUACAAGAGUUACAUGCCACACUGCCCUAGGAGCUCCGAGAAAUUUCUCUCCAUGGAUUUGGUGGGUACAUAAAUGCAGCGUUUUGGAUUUGGUCAUUUAUAUCUUCAUCCUCAUUGAAUGGAAAUGUACCACUGAGGCUCACAUAGAUGAUGACUCCCACUGACCACAUAUCUAGAGAACGGUUGUAACCUUUACUCCUGAGAACUUCAGGGGCUAAGUAUGCUGGAGUUCCUACUACUGAUCUCCGGAAUGACUUCUCACCAAUAAUGCGUGCAAAUCCAAAGUCACACAGCUUCACCUGGAAGUCAAGGGUGAUGUUAAUUUUACAUAUGUAACUACAUAUAAAGCAGAUCUCUCAAUGUGGUAUCGGAUCAUUUCAAUGUUCUUGCCAAUUGUUUUGACUAUGAAUACUAAACAAAUGUAGAUAAGGAACUUGAAAUACCCUUAUUCCAAACAGGAUAUAUUGUCAGCUCUGUGACACUAACAGGAUAAAGAGCUUUCCUAAUGUUCUUUAAAAAAAACAAAAACAAAAAACAAAACUUCUGUAUUCUGUCCAACUACCAGACUGAUAUUUCAAGGGUUGUUUUGUUUUUUUUAAAGAAAAGGAAGAUGGUGAUCUUUUCUCAUCUGUCUUGUGAGGAGAUCACUUUUCUAUUAUCUAUGAGCAAGAACUUUUUAUUUCUGAAUCCUCAAUGGAUGUUCAGUGUGUGGACACAUGAAAGUACAGUAUUCAAUAAAUGAAUGAAAAAUUAAGUUACAAUCUUUAGAAACAACCUUUAUUUUGCUUAAUCCUAGAAUUUCUUCCCAAGGACGCUAUAUAUUGGCAAGUAAAUAAAACUGAGUUGUAUUAGACAUAACUGUUAAUGUAAACAGAAGAGAAAUGCUUGAGACUGUUAUAAGGAGUAAGGAUUUUCUAUUUCUGUGAGACAAAUUAUUGGUAGUUAAAUGCUAAGAUUUGAAAAAAGCUGUGAAGGUAGCCCCAGUGUCAUCUAUGUCCUCUGAGGAAGAGAGUUCUGGAAGUGUAAGGAGCUCAGAACACUUACCUUACUGCCUUUUUGUAGAGCUUCAAGGGGUUUUGGUGAUUAAUAACUGCAUUUAUGCUGAAGAAGCAAAAGCUAAGUACUUUCCUGAAGAAAUGUUCUGACUCACAGAAUACUUCAAGAAAAGCAUUAAGUUCACAGAAAAGGGACUGGACUUCUAGAAAAAGUGGUACGAGUAACUACCUGGGAACAAAGAAGUGUGUCAUGCUGCUUGCUAUUUCUGGGAUAUGCAUUCUGACAUAAUUUUUAUGAAAGAUAUUUGCUAUGUGUCAUUACUGAAUUUGCUGCUUCUCUAUUUGAAUAAAGAGUAGGAGUACAGACUCUG